Lobosporangium transversale is the source of this 1170-nucleotide messenger RNA. RefSeq lists its product as hypothetical. Gene Ontology annotation, biological process: endoplasmic reticulum calcium ion homeostasis. The record is from RefSeq and is a predicted model, not a curated record. Gene Ontology annotation, molecular function: calcium ion binding. NCBI's taxonomy places the organism in Eukaryota, Fungi, Mortierellomycota, Mortierellomycetes, Mortierellales, Mortierellaceae. Bases 48 to 1130 code for a protein of 360 amino acids. Gene Ontology annotation, cellular component: endoplasmic reticulum. The transcript has 6 exons.
UCGUACCUUUUUUUUUUUUUCUCAUAAACGUCCUAAUCAAAAAGAAAAUGUCGCGUGGCGCGUUCAUCCCUGCCAUCGCAGCAUCACUUGUCAUGCCUGGCAUGGUCUUUGCUGAUGCUUCGACAGGAUCGAUCGCCGCCUCGAUCCCGUACUUUGAAUCAUUUGACGAAUUGCGAGACCGCUUUGGAAAGGAACUCAUGUAUAUCAGCUUCAUCUUCUUAAUCCUGGUCACAUAUUGGGUUGGGAAAAGGCAUAAUGAGGUGCUUGCAAAGUCCACUAUGGCAGUUAUGCUGCCACUCUUCCGUGCUAACUUUGCACGUGUGGGUGACAAUGGUGCCGAACUGGCGAUCGAUGCGCCUCACGAAUAUAUUAUCUACUUGACGGGCCGUCGCCAUGUAGCAACUGUUCAUGGACUGAUCAAGAUGCGGCCUCGCCAGGAUCUCAUCCGCACGAUUUUCACCUUUCUAUCAACCCCAGUUCAGGAUACUUGCACGCUGAAUGUAACCAUGAACCCUGGCGAGUAUAGUGACGGAGUAUUUGCGGUUGUGCCCAAGACCACGGGAAUAUCUGUUCGCGCAAAGUUUUAUGAUCUCACAACGUUUACCAAAGCUUCGAAUCAGAAAUCGUUGGACGCUUCGUUGAUCACAUUAACAGAGUCAAAUGAACUGACAGAGGCCAUCCUGCCUUUAAUCAGCGACAAGUUGAACAAGGCUGCUCAAUGGCUCGAUUACUUUGUCGUCUCCGACCAGCCUAUGUACAAGCCUGAAACUGUUUCUACAGAGCCCUAUGCCAAGCGCAUCUCGCUAUCUUUCCGCUUGCCUAAUGCUAGAUACACUCGUGAGAUCUUGCCUCUCGUGGAGGCCCUUGUUGCCUGUCUGGACGGCCUUCCUCGUGAUUGCCAUGUCACUGCAGUGACAAAGUCCAAGAUUAUUAAGGCUCGUGAAGAAGCUUCUAAAGAGCUCGACAAGAAGGCUCAAGCAGAAAGAGCGCGAGAGUUGGAGGAGAAACGUGUACGAGAGAAGCGUGAGUAUGAAAAGAACUUAUCGCCCGAAGCCCAACGCAAGUUGGCUGUCAAAGAGGAAAAGAGAGCACUCAAGAAGCGUCAGAAGAUGGUCACCAAGAAGGCAUAAUAGAUCAUUCAGAAAAAAAAAAAGUGAGAAAGAGAAGAGG